GACUGCAAACACGGAACGUGACUCAGCGACGAGGUUCGGCUGGAUUUUCCCCACCCUGGGUCUCCGUGCAGACCACACUAACGUUGAGCGCCUAUUCACACGCGGAGCUGCCCUACGUGCUACCUGGAGCCCCAGACCUGUUGGAUCACUUUUCCUCAGGUAAUGUGAACAUAUUUCCAAGGGUUCGAGGACAGCUUGGGAAAACGCAGCUCAACACACACCGAUGGAAAUCAAUUUAUCAUUUGAAGGGGACUAUGAAAUGUCCUACGGGGAACGGGAGACCCGGUUUUCAUCUCCCAUCACAAUGGUCGAUUGGCGUCGCUUCAUAAAUGGAAAGUUUUCACCAUGGCCUGUUGUCCGUAAGAUCUGGACCCCACCGGGCCACACCGGCAGCUAUGACCUGGAGAAACGCUGCCAGGAGGAGGGCAUCCUUGUAUCUAAGAAGUUUGGCUCCUACCCAGAUCCCGAAGCAUCUCUGAACCUCAACAGAAAUGCCAACCCCAGGGAUGACUGUCUGGCCUACGUGGAGCUGAAUGAGCUCCAGGAAGGCAGGGACCAAGAGACCUACUGGCAGGAGACGGGCCGAUGGAUGGGCUACGAGGAGAGCUACAACCCCAAAACUGCAACCUGGGGUCCUGCCCAUAUUUCCUACCUCACCUUCAAGAGCUUGAUUCAGCUCCGCAGAACCAUGAGCACCGGUGUGAUCCUGCUGGACCAGGAGGAGUGCACCAUGACCGGUAUUGUCGAGAGCAUGGUGGCCGAGUUACUGACAAAAAAGGAGAUCCGCCCUGGUGACCACGAUGCCCUACUGAGUGCCUUGCAGCAGAAGCGCAGCCAGUCUGAACCGAUGGAGACCCCAUCUUCUGGAAUAGAAAUGGAGACCUUUUCAAUCACAAAGAAGAGAGAUGGCAGUGGCAGUGUGGAAGCUUCCAUCAUUCUUUCAAGUGCCAUGGAUUUCUUGGAGAAGCCUACGAUUGCAUUUGUGAGACUGAAAGACACUGUGGUUCUAGAAUCAGUCCUCGAGGCACCAAUUCCGGUCCGGUUUGUCUUCAUGCUGAUUGGGCCAAGCCAGAGCGGCAUAGACUACCAUGAAUCUGGGCGUGCUAUGGCUGCGCUCAUGGCUGACAGGGUGUUCAAUGCGACUGCUUCCCUAGCACAAGCCAGCUCUGAUUUGACAAAUGCCAUGGCUGACUUCAUGGACUGCAGCAUUGUGAUUCCUCCCACUGAGAUCCAAAAUGAGUCCAUGCUCCAGUCCAUGGUCAGCUUCCAGAAGAAGAUGCUGCAGCAAAGGCUCCGACCCUCUGACACUCAGCUGCUCUUGGAUGACAAGCUUAAAGCUCGCAAAGCCAGCGAGGAGCCUAAAGAGGACCCUCUGGCACGCACGGGACGCCCAUUUGGUGGCAUGAUCAAAGACAUAAAGAGGCGCUAUCGACACUAUCUCAGCGACUUCACAGAUGCCCUCAACCCUCAGGUCCUUGCUGCAGUUAUCUUCAUCUACUUUGCUGCCCUUUCUCCAGCCAUCACCUUUGGAGGCUUGCUUGCUGACAAGACUGAGCACAUGAUGGGUGUUUCGGAGCUCAUGAUCUCCACCUGUGUUCAGGGUGUCAUCUUUUGUAUUCUGGCUGCCCAACCAAUCCUGGUCAUCGGCUUCUCAGGGCCUUUGCUUGUAUUCGAGGAGGCCUUUUACGGGUUCUGCAAGUCUCAAGGGGUUGAGUACAUCGUGGGUCGUGUCUGGGUGGGUAUAUGGCUAGUGAUCAUCGUGGUGGUCAUCGUUGCUGCUGAGGGCAGCUUCUUGGUCAGAUACAUCUCCCGCUUCACGCAAGAGAUCUUCUCCGUCCUCAUCUCCCUCAUCUUCAUCUACGAGACUUUUGCCAAGCUCAUCAGGAUUUUCCAAGCCCACCCCCUGGUUCUCAACUAUGAGCACCUUAAUGAGUCACUGGAUGAUCCCUUCCACCCUGUUAUCGAACACUAUCAUCACCACGACAAUGAGACUGGGAAUUUAACUAUGCACCAAAAAAUUCGGGAGAGAUCUUACCCCAACACUGCUCUGCUCUCCAUGUGCUUGAUGUUUGGCUGUUUUUUCAUCGCCUACUUCCUCAGGAGGUUCAAAACUGGCCACUUCCUACCCGGCCCUCUCCGACGCAUCAUUGGAGAUUUCGGUGUGCCUAUAUCCAUUUUCUUCAUGAUUGCAGUGGACAUCAGUAUUGAGGAUGCCUAUACACAGAAACUUGUAGUGCCCAAAGGACUGACAGUGUCCAACACCAGUGCUAGGGGAUGGAUCAUCAACCCAAUGGGUGAAAAGAUUGAGUUUCCCAUCUGGAUGAUGGUUGCCUCUGUUGUUCCAGCCAUCCUAGUCUUCAUCCUCAUCUUUCUCGAGUCACAGAUUACCACGCUGAUCGUGAGCAAGCCAGAACGGAAGAUGGUGAAAGGUUCUGGGUUCCACCUUGACCUUCUGAUCCUGGUGGGCAUGGGUGGCAUAAGUGCCAUCUUCGGCGUCCCCUGGCUCAGUGCUGCUACCGUGCGCACAGUCACCCACGCCAACGCCCUCACAGUCAUGAGCAAGGGGCCGAAGCCUGAGAUUGAGAAAGUAGUGGAACAAAGGAUCAGUGGCAUUCUGGUAGCUUUACUGGUCGGGGUGUCCAUUUUGAUGGAGCCCAUCCUGAAGAUGAUCCCGAUGACUGCUCUGUUUGGCAUUUUCCUCUACAUGGGUAUCACAUCACUUAGUGGCAUCCAGCUUUGGGACCGCACAUUACUCCUCCUGACACCAAAGAAGCACUUCCCUACUGAGGCCUAUGCCACCAGGGUGAAGCCACUUCGGAUACACUUGUUCACACUGAUCCAGAUUGUGUGCCUUGUGAUUCUGUGGGUGGUGAAGUCUAGCACCGUCUCUCUGGCCCUGCCUUUUGUCCUCAUCCUCACCAUCCCCUUACGCAUACUCAUGACUGGUCGCCUAUUCACCGAGAUGGAGAUGAAAUGCCUGGAUGCCGAUGACGCCAAAGUAACAUUCGAGGAGGAGCCGGGAGAGGAUGUCUACACUGAGUCCCCGUUGCCAUAGAAACUUUGACAGGACCGCCACUUCUCAAAUAUCUGGCACCAAAGUUCCAACCACCAUAUACAAAAUCAGGAGCCUCUUUUAAAAAUGUCAUUAGUCUGUUUUAAAAUUUCACACACAAAGUAUAACUUCCCUGUACUCUCUUACAAUAAGGUCCUACAGCUGUUAUUGUCCUACAGCCAUAGGCUCCUGUAGCACACUGACCCAGUCUUCCAGUGAAUUCACCAACUCUCUUGGAUGUGUUUGGAAGGGAUUGUGUGUGUGUAUGUAUGUAUGUAUGUAUGUAUGUGAGCCCAUAUCUGAGUGUACGUAUGUUUGUCUAGCGGAAGAAAUUAGCUUACCAAAAAAUUCAAUUUUAAAUUUUUUAAAUAAAAUUUAUACAAAACUAUUCGGU
This is a messenger RNA of Scleropages formosus (Asian bonytongue), 3446 nucleotides long. RefSeq names its product solute carrier family 4 member 1a (Diego blood group) (gene slc4a1a). The transcript is spliced from 22 exons. NCBI's taxonomy places the organism in Eukaryota, Metazoa, Chordata, Actinopteri, Osteoglossiformes, Osteoglossidae. Bases 224 to 3055 code for a protein of 943 amino acids. Gene Ontology annotation, biological process: regulation of intracellular pH; monoatomic anion transport; transmembrane transport. The record is from RefSeq and is a predicted model, not a curated record. Gene Ontology annotation, molecular function: bicarbonate transmembrane transporter activity; solute:inorganic anion antiporter activity; monoatomic anion transmembrane transporter activity. Gene Ontology annotation, cellular component: plasma membrane; basolateral plasma membrane.